Molecule: messenger RNA, 1142 nt
Organism: Prorocentrum cordatum
Lineage: Eukaryota; Dinophyceae; Prorocentrales; Prorocentraceae
Source: the annotation of a GenBank genome assembly
ACCCCAUUGCCUCCGACGACCUGUCGGACCCGGACGUGGUGUUCACCUGCUGCGACACCGACGAGUCGGGCCGCCUGGACGUGCACGAGCUGCGGUUUGCGCUCAACUCGUUCGGCCUGUUCCCCGACCCAGAGAUCGUGGCCGCCUGGAUGGGCGAGCAGGACGCCCUCGACAGGGCCGAGUUCCGCGAGCUGCUGCGCCUCAAGCUGGCCAGCGCCCCGAGCUCCGUGAGGCAUGCCUACAUCACCAUGGCGCACGACGAGGAGGACACGCACGGGGUAAACCUGCUGCGCACGCUCCCUGUGGUACACGCGCUUCGCAAGGUGACCGACCGUCAGAUCAUUGUGAUGACCAACGCGACGCAGUUUGGCGACGGAACCAGUGUCAGGGAUGCCUUUGGCAAGAUGAGUGUCGACGUCUGGCCAAUCCAUCCCGUCGACAUUCCAGAAGAGUUCCUGACCCGGAAGUACAUGGCCAAGUGCAAGGCCAAGUGCGGCUUCACGUUCUUCAAGCUCCAGGCCUGGAGAUUUACCCAGUUCGACAAGCUCAUCAUGUUCGACACCGACGCGAUCGUCACAAGGAAUUUCGACGAUUUCUUCGAGCUCCCUGGCACAUGGGCGCAGGAGGAGCGGUGGUGGUGCAAGCCCACCGGCUUCAUGAGCGGGGGCUUCGUCAUCCUGGAGCCCAGCGAGCGCGACUACCAGGGCAUGAUGCGCUUCGCCAACACAGAGGACAUCCCAGCUGCAGACCAGUCCACCAUCUCCGGCUACUUCGGCGUUGGCGGCCAGGUUGACGAGUCUCAGCUAAUGCUGGUCCGCACCCUCUCCGGCUACUUCAACGCCAGCUCGUUGAGGCACAGAGUCCAGCUCAUCGACAAGGAGAAGGUCGACUACGGCAUGUGCCUGGACGCGCACCCGGAGGGCCCCCCGCCGUUCGUGCACAAGUCCGACCGCAACAACCACUGCUUCACCAGCCCGGCGCCCUCACGCCGGAGUGCAAGAGGCACAGGCUCGGCGCUCUGUACCGCCAGCACCUGUGCGAGGCGACGGCCACGCUGGGGAUCGCGUUCGACGAGCGGGACCAGUACUGCGGGUGAGCGGCGUGCGGGGCCCCUCUCGUCGAGAUCAAAAAGACCCCCCUAA